CCUUCUUCAAGUGGAUAUCAACAGUUCAAAACGAAUCCAAAAAACUUCAAGCGAACGCAGAACCGACCACCGAGAUUGAAAGGAAAAGAAAGAGAGUGGAGGAAGCUCCAUAGGCGGAGAAGCGGCAGAGACGCGAGGUCGAGGAGCAACAGAUUUCGUUAAUGGAGGAAACCACAUCCUCUAUGGAGGGACCUUACCCUGGUUGCAGGAGUUUUAUCAGGAAAGCAUUCUCAAAAAGAAAUAUCCCUAGUAAAACAGUACACGGAAUAAUGGCCUCUGUCACUACCAGUACUUUCAAACAAUAUGAUGUCUGGUUCAGAAAAUGGUGGGAUUAUUGUGCGGAACAUCAACAAAACCCUAUCACUAGUUCGCUAGAAAACAUCAUAAAUUUUCUCGACCUCCAAUUUCAACAGAAUAAGUCAUUUUCUUUAAUUAAUAGCUGCAAAUCGGCUAUCAGUUUUUUCAUGCCUAUGAAACAAGAAGAUGAAACUAUCAUCAGAAGAUACAUUAGGGAAAUUUAUAAUCACAAUCCUUCUAAACCCAAGUAUGAAGACACUUGGGAUCCCCAUUUUGUACUUAGCAAACUAAAACUCUGGCAACCUUCAAAAGAUCAAUCACUAGAAAAAUUGACUCUAAAAAUGGUUACUCUGUUAGCCUUAGUUACCACACAUUGUGUUCAAACCCUAACAAAAAUAAAAUUGGAAAAUAUUAAUAUCCAUGAUAAUGUUAUGAAUAUCAAAAUUGCUGAUCGGAUCAAAACCAGUGGACCCAAAAAACCACAGUCAAUCCUCAACAUUCCAUUUAAUUUGGAAGAGCCUGAACUUUGCCUUGCCUCCAUAAUUGGAAAAUAUAUAGAAAUAACAGAGCCUCUCAGACCUCAUAAUGAGACUCGCUUGAUAAUCACCUACAAAAAACCGUUUCACGCCGCCACAGCCCAGUCUGUGAGUCGUUGAAUCAAAACAACAUUGAAGAUGUGUGGUAUUGAUACCGAUAAAUAUGGGAGUCACAACACCAGGCAUGCUGCAACUUCUGCAGCCUAUAGGUCCGGAAUGAGCAUUGCAGAAAUCAGGAAAAAGGCAGGCUGGAGCGAGAAAUCAAAUACUUUCAAUACUUUCUAACUGGCAUGUUUACAAAAGACUGAAAAUGAGUAAAAAUUGAAUGACUCCACAAAUAUUCUGUUGUAAAUAUUGUCUAUUGUAUUACUUUAUAUGGAAAUAAUUUAUCACAUUAUGCGAACGCUACAA
Molecule: messenger RNA, 1244 nt
Organism: Leptinotarsa decemlineata (Colorado potato beetle)
Lineage: Eukaryota; Metazoa; Arthropoda; Insecta; Coleoptera; Chrysomelidae
Biological process (GO): DNA integration; DNA recombination
Molecular function (GO): DNA binding
Source: RefSeq, a predicted model, not a curated record